UCACUGCUAUCUGUAUUUAGUUUUAACGUAAUUAUACAUACUCUUAAAUGUUAUUUGUAAUAUUACCAUAAUGCACAUAUCAUCAUUUCCUCUGUAAAAUAGAAUUUUCUUCUACCUCUUAUAAUGGGAAUACAAACUUAUAGAAAAUACAUAUACUAUUUGAAAUCAACAGGAAUAUGUAUUGUUAUGAUGGGCGGUUGUUGGGUUUUGUACCAAUUGAGACAAAUAACUCAAAUUUUACAGUCUACUGUGCCCACCAAUGUUUUGAAUCUAGAGCAUGCUCAUGCACAAUACAUAUAUGUUGAUGAUCCUAGAUUUAAAGAUAUACUUAAUAAGACUGAAAGUUUACAAUCAUCUGUGCCAAAGCAACAUGUUGCUUUCAGUGAUGCUAUAAUGAAGUGGUGGAAAGCAGUGAACCAUAACAUGACAUACAAGUUAUUGCAUAUGGCUCAACAUGGAAAUGAAUCAGAACGCUUAAGAGCUCUGUAUACUCUGAAUUCUACGAAACAUUUAAAAGAUUGGCAUUAUCAACACAUUGCACAAAUGUUAGAUGCAAGAACUGCAGUAUCUAUUGCAAGACUACCAAAUGUUGAUUUAAGAUUCUUUUUAAAACCACCAUAUUCUCAUACGAAGCAUAAGUUACAUGAUGUAAUAGAAAGGAUACAUCAAUUACUACUUGAAUUGAGUAGAUUAUGUGAACAUACACAUCCGUGUCUUAUUCAAUUUCUUAAUAAAAAGUUUAAAGAUACAUACUCUGAUAGUAUGAUACUUGAUCACGAUUUAACAAGCUUAGGAUUGGUUGUUGCACCAGAUGUAGUAUGGGAUCAAGAACUAUUACAGAAUUGUGUUCAAGCAUUAUGUCAUCAUUCUUGUCUUGAAGAAUACAGUAAAGAUAUCGCUGAUGUUGGUGGUCUUCCAGUAUUAAUGAUAAUAAAAAAAUUUUUUCAAAACAACAUUAAUAUAUGUAUAUUACUUGCAAAAAUAAUUUCCAAUAUUUCACUUCAUUCGGAAUAUUUAGAACAGUUUUUUCAAGCAGGCUGGAUUGGUACAUUAGUAGAAUGGUCUCAAAAUUCUGAUAUACGAUUAUCCGCUCCUGCGAGUCGGGCACUAGCAAAUUUAGACAUGGACGAAAAUAAGGAUGUCAAGUAUCCAAGACGAAUUUAUCUUCUUCAUCCUUUAAACAAAAUUAGAGGAAAAAUAAAGAUGGAUGUUGUUUUUCUACAUGGACUUCUUGGUGGUGUAUUUGUAACAUGGAGACAGAGGGAUAUAGAUACAUCUACACUAGGAGUUGUAGAUUCUUAUACCAUACCAGAUGGUAUUGAGACUGUUGCAAGUUUGAUGGAUGAUCAGUCACCGGAAUUUCUAAAAGAUUUGGCUUAUGACUUCAGAAAACACGAGUGGGAUAAAAUAGGACAAGAUUUUGAAAUAAUUUUAGAUGAUUGUCCUCAAAAUUCUAAUGCCAAAUCAUCUGGACCAUUUUUUCAUAAAGGGAAUGAUAUUUGCACAAAGAAAUAUGAAUAUGAUAAACAGCACAGAACUCAGUGUUGGCCUAAGGAUUGGUUACCAAAGGAUAUUCCAUCUCUUCGAGUUAUCGGAAUAAAUUAUGAUACAAACUUAUCAAUGUGGACUCCGUCGUGUCCGAUAGACGGAAUACAAACCACUAUGAAUGAAAGAAGCGCAGAAUAUGUGAAGAAACUGUUGACUGCAGGCAUUGGGAAACGACCUAUGAUUUGGGUAUGCCAUUCAAUGGGUGGCUUAUUAGUUAAACAAAUGCUUAUUAAUGAAUGGAAAAAUGGCGACAAAAAUAAUAUAUGUAAAAAUACUCGGGGUAUAGUGUUUUAUAGUACUCCACACCGAGGUUCUCGCGUAGCAGCUUUAAAACAGACAGUACAAAUGCUAGUGUGGCCAUCAGUAGAAGUGCAAGAACUUCGUGAAGAGUCACCACAUUUAUUAGAAUUACAUCAAGAAUUCCUUGAUAUGUUGAAGCAAUUUCCUAUGGAGGUUGUAAGUUUCAGUGAAACUAAAUCUACAUUAAUAACUGCGUUAAAAGUUCCGUUUCAGUUUGUUACUUCCAAUUCGGCAGAUCCUGGAAUAGGAGAGUUUUAUGAAAUUGCACAAGAUCACUUAUCGAUAUGUAAACCAGCUAGCAGAUAUUCCUUUCUGUACCAAAAGCUUUUAAGUAUGAUAAAACAUCAUGUAACUCCUCACGAGGAAAACAAAUUUUCUUCAAUUAUGGAACUGGUCUCAUUAUCAAAAAGAUUAUUUUAAUUCUGGGCAUAUUUGCAUAUUUUUCUACAUGAUCACAGAAAGGUACACGGAGAUUAUGUAUCUAUUUAUGAAAAGAUUUAUUUUUAUAUAAUUAAUUACUAAUUAAUACUCUGCAACAGAAACAGUUAAAUAAACAUGGAAGAAGUAUAUUUUUCUUUUUUUUUUUGUUUAAUAACAAUAGUUCCAAUUUAGAGUGAACAUGUUUAUAUUACAAAAAUAUUAAGUAUUUUCAAGUACUCCAUUUACGUUAUUGAUUUAUUUCUUUGACUAGAAUAAAUAAUAUAAUUUCUCAGUAAAAAAUAAUAAUUUUUUUUUAAACGAACCAUGAAAUGUUUGCUCAACAUAGGGUAACGAUAAUAUAGAAUACUAUACAUUAAAGUGUAUGAAAUCCUACAUGUACAAGUAUAAUUAUUUCAUGAUGUGAUACUUUCUUUGUUGUUUAAAUAAAAUACACAUGCCACUGCGAAAUAA
Messenger RNA from Osmia bicornis bicornis, 2739 nucleotides. RefSeq names its product protein SERAC1. The record is from RefSeq and is a predicted model, not a curated record. The transcript has 15 exons. Lineage: Eukaryota; Metazoa; Arthropoda; Insecta; Hymenoptera; Megachilidae. Bases 124 to 2268 code for a protein of 714 amino acids.